UCCUCAGCUCGCACACCAAAAUCCCCAUUUUCUCCCGAGAAAGAAGUGCAAAUGGCAAAGACUCUAAUGUGGCGACCGUACCUUCUGUCCUCCACGCGCCCCCAUACCCACCACUCCCUUCUCCAUCGCCAGGCUCUCCCUUCGUCGUCUCUUCUCCAACCCCCGACACAACUCUUCAUUUCACAUAACGCAAUCUUCCCAAACAAAAACGAAGCGAACUUCUUGUUUUGGGCUUGCACCCAUGACAGAAAAACGAAGCUCCAAGUCGAGAGCGAUGGCUAUAAGUUAUCAAAAUUAGGGUUUGGUCUCGUGGGUAACCGUAGAUUCACUGUUAGAGCCACCAAUGUCAAUGAUGCCGGGUCUAUUGACUCUCCUCUUAUGCAGUCCAUGGAGAAAAAGAUUAAGGAGGAACUAAAUGCAGAAUCAGUCAUUGUGAAAGAUGCAUAUGGGGAUGGUAGGCAUGUCAGUAUUGAUGUCAUCUCUUCAGCCUUUGAAGGUCAAUCAAGCGUGAAUAGGCAGAGAAUGGUUUACAAAGCCAUAUGGGAGGAGCUUCAGAGCACAGUGCACGCAGUUGAUCAAAUGACUACCAAGACCCCUGCUGAAGCAGCAGCGCAGAAGUGAUUGAACAUUUACCGAAAUGUCAAUUUAUAGAAAAAUAUUUUCUGUUGAGUUUUCUUACAGCAUGACAGGAAGAAACAGAUUUGUAUUCCAUUUUCCUCAAGGAUUGCUCUUGGUGGAAAACAAUCAAUGCUAAGACCCAAAGUACAGAAAUAAUACAUUGUCAAUCACUAGCUGCUACUACUUUAAAAGAAUUUUAUUUUUUGAA
Hevea brasiliensis (rubber tree) is the source of this 826-nucleotide messenger RNA. RefSeq names its product protein BOLA4, chloroplastic/mitochondrial. Bases 52 to 621 code for a protein of 189 amino acids. The record is from RefSeq and is a predicted model, not a curated record. Lineage: Eukaryota; Viridiplantae; Streptophyta; Magnoliopsida; Malpighiales; Euphorbiaceae. The transcript has 3 exons.